This is a messenger RNA of Rhizophagus irregularis DAOM 181602=DAOM 197198, 2046 nucleotides long. RefSeq lists its product as uncharacterized. The record is from RefSeq and is a predicted model, not a curated record. Gene Ontology annotation, molecular function: metal ion binding. NCBI's taxonomy places the organism in Eukaryota, Fungi, Glomeromycota, Glomeromycetes, Glomerales, Glomeraceae.
GGACUAUAAAUAUUAUUUGUACACGAGGAAAAAAAAAUCCAUAAAAAAACGGGAAAUUUCAUUAACAUUCUUUCUUUCCUUUUAUCCUUCUUUUCAUUCUUUUUAUAUACUUUAAAAUACUAAUUAUAUUUGAUAGUUCAUAAUAUUAUAUUACUAUGAACUUAUCGAUAUCUCCUCUUACACCAUUUCAUCCUACUUCAUCGCGACAAAGAAGAAGAUCGAAUAGUUCAAGUAACAUACUAGCCUCAACUGUAAACGUAAAAGCGGUCCGUUCUCCCAGGAGGAAUGAGAACUUGGACGAUACAUCUGAUAAUAGUACAGAAGAAUAUUUUGAAGAUAAUAAACUUGCUUCUUCAAAUCGUACAAUACCGCGUCCUCCUAGAUUAGCUUUUGACACUCAACAUAAUUUAAGAAUUCCCAUGACGCCCCCUUCAAGACAAGAAUAUAAAGCACAUCACCAAAAUCAUUCACAUAUGUUGUUAUCAUCUUAUAAUAAUAAUAUAAAUAAUAGUCAUCAUGACUAUUAUCACCACAAUUUUUCUAAUGGUUUAUCUGGAAAAGAAUCAAGGACAACAAGUUUUAGUAGUACAAAAAGUAAUAAAAGUACUCAGAGUAUGAAUAAAUCAUUAACCGCUUUCUAUAAUGAACGUAUAGAGAAACGUACAAGUAUGGCUUUUGAUGAUGAGGAAGAUGAUGAUAUUUGUUCUGAUUCUGACUCUGAUACAACUUUAUCCGUUUCUUCUUCAACUUGUGGUGAUGAUGUUCGUGAUAAUAGAAGAAAUAAUCGUAAUAAUCAAUUGGCUAAACAGGUAUCAUUGUUACGAAAGGAAAUAGAUGUUGUAAAAAGUUCUUUAGAAGGUUUACAAAAAGAUCAUAAGGAAAUGUUAAAUGAAAAAAAACAAUUGGAACAACAAUAUCAGGAAACUAGAUAUGAAGUAACGAAAACUUUAGAGUGUAGUACUAAUGAUUUAAUGGAAUAUAAUGAAUUAUUAAAUGCUAAAAUGGAAACAUUAUCUUUAGAAAUGGGUACACGUGACAAUUCGGACUUUUCUCAUUUUUCUGAGGAUAUUAGUAUAAUAAAUAAUUGUAAUGUUGAAUGGCCAAUAGAAUAUACAAAUAUUAUGAACAAUUGUGUACAACAGGCAAAAGAAUUAGAAUAUUUCCAAGUUGAACUGGAAAAAUCUAAACAAGAUUUUCGUUUAUUAUUAAGUUUUAAAGAAGAAAUUGAAAGAACUUUGGAAGAAAAAGAACGUGAAUAUUUAGAGAAACUUCGAGAAUGUGAAGCUGUUGCUAAUUAUCAAGUUGGUACUAUUGAUUCCAUGGAAAAAUUAUUAAAAGAAUUAGAAAUAAAGAUGGAUAAAUUACAGAAUGAACAACGACAAGAACGUACUGGAAAACAUAAACAUAGUUCUUCACAUUUGUCCGCAAGCAGUAUAUUAAGUAAUGGUGAAAAACUUAAAAAGAAACAUGCUCAAAAAUCUUCUGUCGAUAUAAAGAAUGUUUCUUUGCAAAAUAAUUCCUCAAAUGACAAUUCUACUGCUUCUGUGGAAGAUUUAAUACCUUCAUAUUGUUUAUCUCCUCCACAGACACGUCGUCAGUCAUGUACAAAUCCAAUAACAUUAUUUACGGACGAAGAACGAAUUCGACAUCAAACACGUUUUUGUUUAGCAAGUCGAUGGGUUGAAGAUGAUGAGGUAUCAAUAUGUCAACAAGCUGGUUGCAGUGUUAAAUUUAAUUUAUGGAAUCGAAGGCAUCAUUGUCGGAGAUGUGGUAAUAUAUUUUGUAGUACACAUAGCGCCUAUUCCAUGCUACUGUUUCCUGAUGGUAUCGAGGAUUGGGGCGGUGUAUGGUCAAGAGUAUGUGAAAGUUGUUUUAAAGAUUCAAAAUAAGAUUUUUUUUUUAGUUGUAGUUUUCUAAUUUAGGAAUCAUAUGGACUAUAUUUUAAACUAAUACGGAUAAAAUCAUGUCCACUUUGUUUAUUUUUGUAUUAUACUAUAUACAUGUACACUUAUUUUAAAGAAUUAUUAUUUAAUUAUUUUGUUUUUU